Messenger RNA from Aspergillus sclerotioniger CBS 115572, 3150 nucleotides. RefSeq lists its product as uncharacterized. The record is from RefSeq and is a predicted model, not a curated record. NCBI's taxonomy places the organism in Eukaryota, Fungi, Ascomycota, Eurotiomycetes, Eurotiales, Aspergillaceae. The coding region runs from base 1 to 3150 and encodes 1049 amino acids. The transcript has 4 exons.
AUGCCUAGAUCCGGUGUCACGCCGACCUACAGCUAUCCGACCCCCUCCUCGGCCCCUGCCUCCGUUCCCUCCGUCUCGUACGCCCAUGAGAAUACUUAUGCAUCAUUUCGGACAGAUAGCAAUGGGUAUCACAUCGCAUCGGCGAACCAUGGCUCGCUGAAGGAGCAAAAUCUUCCGGGGAGCAAUCUGGACCAUGAUAGCCGCCAGGGCCCCAAUCCUAACCCCAAUUACCUCAACAAGCAGGAUCGUCGAAUGGUGUAUCGUGAAGCUCCCCUUUCCCCCUUUGCAUGCGACAUGAAUCCUCCCCCGUCGCAUGACCAAGGGCGUCGGAGGUCCUUGGGCAGCAGUGGCAGUCCCGCGUUUCCUGGUGUUCAAGAACAACAACCCGCUGCGCCGCCGUUGGGGACGCGCCGCAUGCCUCCACCCUCGCCACCACAACAUUAUCCAUCAAGAAACCAACCGGGAAAUGCUCCUUCUCUAUCCACUCCCUUCUUGUCGCGUGAGCCUCCCAGCAACCCGGCUCAUCACCGUCCAGGGAGCAGCAUGUCGAUAUCGUCCAUGCUUGGCUCGGACGCUGACCGACCAGGCCGGGAUGUAGGCUCUUCGUCCAUCUUCUCGCGUCUCCCAGUGUCUUCCGCCCCUUAUGGGAACGCGCACCCCCCGUCGGCCCCCGGCGCUAUGUCGCCGCCGACCGCGCCCGCGCGUCCGUCCCCGCUCGAAUAUCCGAGUUUCCGACGGUCCCAGACCCCCGAAAAGCCCUUUGCGAAGAACCAGCCGUCCCGCCCGUACCGAUCCGGCUCCGGCGGUGUGCCCCAGACCAUUGCCGACCAGGCCAAAUUUGGGGGGCUGUCUCGCGUACCGCCAUCGUCGCAGUAUCCCGAUAAGCCCAACUCAACCCACCCGUCUCCUCAAAUUGCAUCCGCCGAAGCCCCGUAUAACGAACCCCGUCGCUUGAGCUUCAGCGGGCCUGUUCCUCGUCCCAGCAGUCAACCCCAACACCUAGAACCCCCUGCGCGCACCACUGGAUACAGUCCAUUGUCACGACCUGUCGCUGUUGCUGGUGUCGGGGAUGGUCCAUUUGCUGCCACGCAUCAACGAGCUGCAUCGUAUAUGGGACACGAACCCCAACACACCAGAUACGGAGGUCUGUAUGCGGAUCGACACGCGGAGGAGCAGGCCCACCGCGACCGGGAAAGAGCGAUCGCACACGAGGCUGAAUCCAAGGCUGCGUCUCACCCCCCGUCCCGGUACGGCCCGCCUUAUGGGGACCGGGAGACCGCCGCCCAUCGGCCGCAGGGCGCAUCUGCCUGGGACGUUGGCCGCUCGCAGCCACCGUCGCCGGAGACGAAGCGCUUCCCCGUUCCUGAGCCAGGCUCCGGGUUCGGAUUUGGCGCCAUUCAAAGCUACACCAAGUCUUUGGCCGUCACUCUCCGUUCAUCCCCCCCGAGCCAGCCACCCCCUCCCUCGCACGACCAGCCGCCGUACCUGAGCAAGCUUCAGACCGAAACCCGCGGCUUCCCGGCGACGUCAUCGUCCGUUGGCCCACCAUCGUUGAUUCACUCGGCGUCGUCGGACGACCAACGACGCAAAGGAAGUGACGAACUUUUGGCGCAUCGGAACCUACUCGGAGUUGGGUUGGACUCCAAACGCGGGGGACGCGCGUCACCACUCCCCCAGGCUGUGCAAGGUGCCCAGGCUCAGAUCCUCGGUCCUGCAGGCGACUCGGGCAUCAAGAACGAACUCGGUCGAGUGUUUUCUGGCAUUGGAAGCGGUGUCGGUGGCGUCACUGCUACCGCCGGUGGGAGUGGCCCGUCAACCCCUAUGGCCCCCAGCCCUUUCAAGCGUGACAGUGCGCCGGGCCGGUCUGCCAACGGGGAGACAACCGUGGACGACAUCAGAAUUUCUCGCCCGACCUCGGCCAAUGGGAAGCGACAGAGAAAGUCGCGCGACGAAGAUAGUCGAGCGGAGAGUGAGGCAGCUUCCCUGGGAGCCGCCCGCGGCCGGCGGAAUCGCCAUCUUCAUCACCACCACCAUCAGUAUGUGUCUCCUGGUUACAAUAGUCUUCAUGCGUUCCAUGCUGACGUUCCCAGCCACCACCAUCACCGCCACAAACCUGAGGAAGAGGCUGCCGCUGCUGCUGCCGCCGCCGCCGCUCUUGGCUCCAGUCGUCCCCUAUCUUCGGUGAAUUUCUUCCAUCGAACGGCCACUCCCGGAGAAGGCACCCCAUCGGCCACGGGUUCAGCUCUCGGACAUCAUCACCACCAUCAUCAUCAUCACCACCACCAUGCUCCCCGACCGGCCGCGGCUGGCGGUAGUGCUCCGGCUGUGACCCCGAUGCGUGAGCCUCGCACGGUGGUUACUAUCGAGCCGCUCCUAGCGACUGUGGCCCAUCUCCCCCGACAUCACCUUGGGUCAACGUUGUAUGCGCCUCGGAUCGGAGUCCCCACGGAGAAGGCCACUCUUGAGAGUGCCAAAUUCGGAUACACAACGACCCCUCUACCCCUACCUCGCUUCGAAGGCAAGGAGAACUGCACGUUCACCAUCCGUGUUCCCCGGUUCCGCAUCGACACGGGCCAUCGCGAGGAAAUCUGCGCUCGCCGCGCUCUCUGGGGCACGGGCGUGUACACAGAUGACUCGGAUCCAGUGGCCGCGGCGAUCCACUCAGGGUUUAUCCGCGGCGCGUGGGGCGAGGACGUGGAUGUGGAUCUGCUGGACUUGGAGAUUAAGGACGCGUACCAGCACGCCCCCAAGACCGCCCAGGAUGUCGGUGCCGAGGAUGGCGAGCGACCCCGAGUUCCUCCGAUACCCCCGACCGACAAGGACCUGCACAUUACACUACUGAUCCUGCCCCGUCUGGAACACUACGAUUCCAGCGUACUAUUUGGGCUGAAGUCGCGGGCGUGGGAAGGAUCACACGACGGGAUGAGCUUCAAAGUGCAGCGCGUCGAGUGGGUGGACGAAGGAGUCGGACGCGGCGAGGAGCGCAGCGGUGAGGCGCGACGCAAGCGCCUGCGCAAUCUGAUGCAGACUGGACGGAUCUGCACUGGACCGGGGGUGGUCAAGUUGGAGCAACUGCGGAACGGGGUGCAAAUCCCGCGUCGCAAGCAGCUGGAAAGCCAGGAGCAGCCGUCGCCGAUGCCGGUGUCGUGA